AUGACUAUGGGAGAUGAUGAAACCGUGGAUGACUUUCAUGGUAGAAUUCUUAAAAUUUCCGGUCAGUGUCGUAGCCUGGGAGCACCUUUUGAUGAAGAUAAGAUAGUCAAAAAGAUACUCGGGGCGUUGCCAGAAAAAUUUCAUUCAAAAGUCACUAUUAUACAGGACUCAUUUGAUAUCGAUGAGUAUCCACUCGAUGAGCUCAUUGGAAAUCUCAAAACUUAUGAGAUGAGGUUAAAACCUGAGAAGAAAAAUAAGGGAGUAGCCUUUAAGGCAGUAAAAGGAGUAGAAGAGGAAGAAGAAACACUAGAUCUUGCUCUACUGACAAAGGAAUUCAAAAGAUUUCUCAAAAGCAAGAACUCCUCUAGAAAUCUGAAUGCUUCUAGGAAGAACACUUACAACAACAGUAGUGACUACACCAGUAAAACUGGAAAAGGAAGCUUCAAGGGAAACUACUCAGGAAAACCUAAAUGCUAUGAUUGUGGUGGCUACGGUCAUAUCUCCACUGAUUGUGGAAAUAGGAGGCAUGGUAACAGCAACAACAAGUCUCUUCUUUCAACUUGGAGUGAUGAUGAGUCUCAAGAAGUGGAAAAUGUGGCUCUAGUAUCAUCACUUCUACCUGAUUAUGAUAGUGACGAGGCAUUUUCUGAUGAUGAAACUAAUAUCCGCUGCAAACAACCCUACAAAGCUUCAAAGGUCACGUUACUGAGAAACUUAAGCUUAGAAAAGGAAGUUGAAUUCCUGAGAACUAAAAAAGAAAAGGUGGAGCAAUUGUUGGAAACUUCACAAUCUAUAUGGGAACAGGAAAGAAGCAAACUUGCAAAUGAGAUGGCUGAGUUGCAAAGUGACCAGGGUUCUUCAUCCUGGAAAGCUGAAAAGACUGAGUAUCUCAACAGAAUCAAAAUGCUGGAACUGGACAUAAGGGGACAACAAGUCCUAAACCUGGAGUUACUGACUAAAAAUGAGUCCCUGCAAAAUGAGCUAAAAUCGACUCAAGAAAAAUUCACCAGGUUUGAGGUCAGCUCCAGCACUAUGUCCAAAUUACUUAGGGCAGGAAGAGCACCAUAUGACACCUUUGGGCUAGGAUACACCGGAGAAAAUUCCAAAAGUACAAAGUUCGUAAAAGCAUCAGGACCACUUGUCGAAAAGAAGGAAGUUUCAAAUGAAGAUCAAGUCACACUAUUGAGAAACAUGAAUGAAGGUCAGCUAACUCGCACUCAUCAGGUAAAAGUUGACCAAGAGUCUUCCACUGGUCAAAUUAGGUAUACAAACUCUAGAACUUUUAUUCCUACCUGUCAUCACUGUGGUAAGAUAAGCCAUAUCAGACCUAGGUAUAAUGAGAGAUUGUUAACCUCACAGGUUUUUCAAGAAAAAUGUACUAUUGAAACUCUACAGUGUGAACUUAGAGAACAAAAGGAAAUCAUUAACAAACUAACUGAACUGUUUUCUAAGAAAAGCUCACAAACUGGAAGAAGAAAAAAUAUAUGGAUCAAGAAGAAUGAGAGUAGGUGUUUUCUAGCUCGUACUAAUGAAACUGAUGUUACUUGUCUGUUGACUCGUGCAAGUACAACCCUGAAAACUACUCAUAUUGAGGCAACCUGUUUGGUAGCUCUGACUGCCCUGGCAGACAAGGGACGAUAUUUUUGGUAUGUUGACAGUGGUUGUUCUAGACAUAUGACUGGGGACAAAUCCUGGUUUAUCUCAUUUGAGGACGAAAGCACAACUAGUUUUGUCACUUUUGGAGAUGGGGGAAAAGCAAGUAUUCUAGCUCGGGGCACAGUUAACACUCCAGGUAUACCUAAUCUCAAAAAUGUACUAUAUGUCGAAGGCUUAACUGCAAAUUUUAUCAGUGUCAGCCAUUUGGCUGAUGACUAUGAAGAUGUGUGGUUUAAUAAACAAAGAUGUUUGGUGCUGAAUCAGAAAGGAGAAGGUAUCAUGGGAGGUAAGAGAUCUCUAGAUAACUGCUAUCAUAUUCAAGCUAAUGAAUCUUUCAGGUUGCAGUCCUGUAUGUCCGUGAGAUCCACAGAAGAGACCUUUGAACUUUGGCACAGAAGGAUGGGACAUGUAAACUAUCAGGACUUACUGAAGUUAUCUUCCAAGCAAUGUGUCAGAGGACUGCCCAAUAUCAAUGGCAAAACCGAUAAGAUAUGUGGCGAUUGCAAGAUUGGAAAGCAAACCAAGGCACCUCACAAGGUGGUAAAUUCAGCAACAACCACAAAGAUACUGGAACUGUUACACAUGGAUCAAAUGGGACCAGCUUAA
Rosa chinensis is the source of this 2262-nucleotide messenger RNA. RefSeq lists its product as uncharacterized. The record is from RefSeq and is a predicted model, not a curated record. Gene Ontology annotation, molecular function: nucleic acid binding; zinc ion binding. The transcript has a single exon. Lineage: Eukaryota; Viridiplantae; Streptophyta; Magnoliopsida; Rosales; Rosaceae. The coding region runs from base 1 to 2262 and encodes 753 amino acids.